Molecule: messenger RNA, 831 nt
Organism: Pestalotiopsis fici W106-1
Lineage: Eukaryota; Fungi; Ascomycota; Sordariomycetes; Amphisphaeriales; Sporocadaceae
Exons: 2
Coding region: 1-831 (276 amino acids)
Source: RefSeq, a predicted model, not a curated record
AUGGAUUUGACCGGCAUCUAUGACCUCGAUGUCUUCCCUGAUCCCACUGGUGCGCCUGAUACCGAUGCCUUCACCUCUGAUGGGUUAGAUGGCACAACAAUAGCUUGGAUAGUCUGCACCGUGGUAUACGCCUCCCUGGAUCUCAUGUGGUCCGCCCGAUUGACGACUUGGACCCUGAAGUACAAGGCAAACAAGAUAUCACGACGCCGCUUUGCCAAGAUCGUCAUUUUCAUAAGCUCCUUUGUCUCGUUUCCACUCCAAAUGCUAGCCUGGGUUAUGUUUUUUCUUCCCUGGGUUAUAUUUUUUCUUCCCUGCUUACUGGUCUACUUUCCCUGUGGGAUGCUUGGGGAUUUGAUGGAGGAUCAGUUCUUUUACUGGUACCGCAUCAUGAAGUUCCCUGGGCAAGUCAUGUCGGCAAAGGGUCGCUGGCGUAUGGACUAUUGGAAACGGCCCUCAAAUACCAUUGAACUGGAUGUGUUAUCGUCAGUCCCACCACCUGCCGAGACAAUGCCUAACCCAGGUCUGCCUCCCUCGCCACCCCAGCCAAGGCCCUCUUCGGCACCUGAGGCAGGUUCCUCUUCAGCGUCUCAGCCAAGGCCCUCUUCGGCACCUGAGGCAGGUUCCUCUUCAGCACCUCAGGCAUGUACCUCUUCAGCCAGAUCAAGUCCUUCUUGCUAUUCUGUUGCAUCUCCUCAACGUCCCUGGUCGCGCCUCGCCGUGAUGAGAGAGUAUGAGGAAGCGUGGGAGAGGCAGCAGGAGAGAGAAAGAAGAGAGCUAUGGGGUCCAUGGGACGUGUCUCUACCACAUUCAACGGAUUAUGAUGCAGUAUAA